Messenger RNA from Drosophila arizonae, 2754 nucleotides. It is a transcript of the gene CCKLR-17D1, whose product is annotated as Cholecystokinin-like receptor at 17D1. Gene Ontology annotation, biological process: neuropeptide signaling pathway. The record is from RefSeq and is a predicted model, not a curated record. Gene Ontology annotation, molecular function: neuropeptide receptor activity; gastrin receptor activity. Gene Ontology annotation, cellular component: plasma membrane. Lineage: Eukaryota; Metazoa; Arthropoda; Insecta; Diptera; Drosophilidae.
GUGUUGCUGCUGCCUGUGGUGAGUUUCGCGCAGCCGAAACGCAGGCGCCACGCAGUUGCCCCAUCGGCGGCGGUUGCCAGUUGCCAGCGAUUCGUUCAACGUAACGGUAACGGCUAGGCAGAGCGAAGCGCGCCAGCAAACGACGUCAACGUCGUGGGCGUCGCUUGCCUCGUAUACGUAUACUACGACCCGUACCCAAGUACCGUUAGUCGAGCCGCAGUCCACGGAUCGUGUGUGUCUCCAUCUGUGUGCUUGUGUGUGUGUGUGUGUGGGUGAUUCUCUCCAGAUCCUUUCUUUUUGUUUGUGUUUUUGUUAAGUGAAAGACGGUAGUGAGUGACAGAAAUCCGGAAUCCGGAAUCCGGACCCGGUAGUGGCCCCGGCACCGUCACCGGCACCGGAACUAGAUCACGCCGUGGCCAUGUACAGCGCCAGCGCCGAGGAUGCAGCCCGUGCGGCCGACACCUACAAGGCCUUGGUGGACUACUACGCGAACGCACGGAGCGCCGCCAGCCACAUCGUCUCGCUGACGCUGUCGCCGCUGAACGAAACGCUGUCGCUGGGCCUGGCCGACGCCGGCAAUGGCAGCAGCAGCGGCGCUGGCCCGGGCGGCAACGCCAGCAGCAGCGCUGAUGACGACAUGGAUGCACUGGGCGCUGGCCAAUUCUUCUUGAUACCCGAUGGCGCCUCAACAGAGAGGAGCAUUGGAGCACCCUCAGCCGCAGCGGCAGCUGGCGGCGUUGGCAGCGUUGGCAGCGGCAGCGGUGGCAGCAGCACCGCCAGCAGCGCCACCGAAAUGCCCGCCUGGCUAAUACCCAGCUACAGCCUGAUCCUGCUCUGUGCCAUCGUGGGCAAUCUGCUGGUGAUAUCCACGCUGAUGCAGAACCGCCGCAUGCGCACCAUCACCAAUCUCUUUCUGCUCAACCUGGCCAUCUCGGACAUGCUGCUGGGCGUGCUCUGCAUGCCCGUCACACUCGUCGGCACGCUGUUGCGCAACUUCAUCUUUGGCGAGUUCCUCUGCAAGCUCAUUCAGUUCUCGCAGGCCGCCUCUGUGGCCGUCUCCUCGUGGACUCUGGUGGCGAUAUCCUGCGAGCGCUACUACGCCAUUUGCCAUCCGCUCCGGUCGCGCACCUGGCAGACGAUCAACCAUGCCAACAAGAUCAUCGCUUUCAUCUGGCUGGGCAGCCUGGUCUGCAUGACGCCCAUUGCGGUAUUUAGCCAGCUGAUGCCCACCAGUCGCCAGGGCUUGCGCAAGUGCCGCGAGCAGUGGCCCGUCGGCUCUUUGGGCUAUGAGCGCGCCUAUAAUAUCUUCCUGGACCUGGCGCUGCUGGUGCUGCCGCUGCUCGCCCUGAGCUUUGCCUACAUGUUCAUCACGCGCACGCUCUAUGUGAGCAUGCGCAACGAGCGCGCCAUGAACUUUGGCAGCAGCGGCCCCGACGUCGGCCUGACCACCAGCAGCAGCAGCAACAACAACAGCUGCAGCGGCAGCCGUCGCACCUUCGGCAGCUCCAACUAUCUAAUGCGCAUGCAGAUGCGCCAGGAGGCGCUGGCCGCCGACAGCGCUGCCCAGCUGGACAUGUUGCUACAGCAGCAGCAGCAGCAGCAACAGCAGCAACAACAAUGUGGAGCAAACCAAUAUUAUUAUGCUGAUGGAUAUAAUCACGGUGGGAGCAAGCGUCGCCUGUUCGGCUCGUGCGAUGGCCGACGGCAUCUCUAUUGCAUGCGCAGUGCUUCGGUCAAGUCGGUGCGACAUCAGCAGCAGCAGCAGCAGCAGCAGCAGCAGCAGCAGCUGUACAUGAGCUCAGCCAAGGAUGGGGAGAGAAGGAAAUCGUUGUCCACGCCCAGCUUGCGCGUCACGGAGGCGACGCUGCGCAGAUCGAAUGAGAGCAAGAGCUUGGAGAGCAAGAAGCGCGUGGUGAAGAUGCUGUUCGUGCUGGUGCUGGAGUUCUUCAUCUGCUGGACGCCGCUGUAUGUGAUCAACACAAUGACGAUGCUGAUUGGGCCCGUGGUGUAUGAGUAUGUGGACUAUACGGCCAUCAGCUUCCUGCAGCUGCUCGCCUACUCCUCCAGCUGCUGCAAUCCGAUUACCUACUGCUUCAUGAACGCCAGCUUCCGGCGCGCCUUUGUGGACACCUUCAAGGGCAUGCGGCUGUGCAAUGGGGGACGCUUUGGAUUCUGUCGUCGGCGCUCUAACAACAAGACGAAUUUGUCCGUGGCCGGAAAUUCGAUUGCGCUGGCCAAUUCCGUGAUGUCUAGCCACACCAUACUGGAGAGUCCGCGACUCUGAGGCAGUCGACGUCAGCAGACGUCAAUGAAGCUGCGUUCGCUGAGAGAUAGAGAUAGAGAUAGGGAUAGGGAUAGGGAUAGGGAUAGGGAUAGGGAUAGGGAUAGAGAUAGGGAGAGCGUCAAUGUGCGUGUGGGCAAUGGCACGAACGAGGGGCUGAUGGAAACGGAGUCACUGUAGAGUAGAUUAGACCGUUAUAAAUAUGUAUGUGAUGUGCAAGAAACUGAAACUGUGGUUGUCAACGAUUCUACUCCAAGUAAGUUGUGUUUGGUAUGGAUGAAAGAGAUAUACAUGUAUAUAGACUAUAUACUAUAUGUUGCAAUUGGGUUUCAACUCAUGAAACUAACUAAAACCUAUUUGUAUUAUUAAUCGUAUCACUUCAGAGCUGUUGCAUUGUCUUUUAUUGUAAUAUCUAAUUGUUAAAUGUAAAUUGUUGGACUUACCCUGGCAGCGUUUCAGUGUUUAUACAAAUG